Messenger RNA from Lasiodiplodia theobromae, 1509 nucleotides. RefSeq names its product Succinate-semialdehyde dehydrogenase. The record is from RefSeq and is a predicted model, not a curated record. The transcript has 6 exons. NCBI's taxonomy places the organism in Eukaryota, Fungi, Ascomycota, Dothideomycetes, Botryosphaeriales, Botryosphaeriaceae. The coding region runs from base 1 to 1509 and encodes 502 amino acids. Gene Ontology annotation, molecular function: succinate-semialdehyde dehydrogenase (NAD+) activity.
AUGGCUUACGAAGUUCCUUUCAAACUUAAUCGCCCUGAUUUGCUCGAGACCAAGGCCUACAUCGGAGGCCAGUUCGUGUCUGCGCAAUCUGGCUCUACGUUCGAUGUCGUUGAUCCCGGUACGGACAAGCCGUGGGCUCAGGUCUCCGACAACGCCGUAGACGAUGUCGCCGCUGCCGUGCAGUCGGCCCAUGAUGCUUUCUUGAAAUACCGGACCAUCUCGCCUCGUAUCCGCGCUCAGUGGCUCUACAAGUGGGAUGCUCUCAUCAAAGAGCACAAGGAAGACAUUGCCACAAUCCUCGUCUACGAGACAGGAAAGCCAUUCGUUGAAGCAAUUGGCGAGCUUGACUACUCCCUGUCCUUUACCUGGUGGUUCGCUGGCGAAGCAGAGCGCAUCCAGGGCACCGUCUUCACUCCUUCUCUCCCCGGUCGGCGUGUUUUGACGAUCAAGCAACCUCUGGGCGUCGCUGCUGCUCUCGUGCCAUGGAAUUUCCCCAUUGCCAUGGUCCUGCGCAAAGCUGGCGCGGCGCUGGCUGCCGGCUGUACCAUGAUCGUGAAGCCGUCGCCUGAGACUCCCAUGUCCGCCUUAGCCGUAGCCAAGCUGGCAACAGAGGCAGGCUUUCCUCCCGGCGUGCUGAACAUAUUGCCGACCAGCCUCGCGAACACGCCCUCUCUGAGCGAAGCCCUUUGCCGGCACCCCCUCGUCAAGAAAAUCUCCUUCACCGGCUCCACCCGCGUCGGCAAGCUCAUCGCCUCGCACUGCAGCAGCACCCUCAAAAAGCUAACGCUCGAGCUCGGCGGCAACUGCCCGGCGCUGAUCUUCGACGACGUCGACCUCGACCAGGCCAUGGCGCAGCUGGUCGGCCUCAAGUGGCGGCACGCGGGCCAGGCCUGCGUCACGGUCAACCGCUUCCUCGUGCAGGCCGGCGUGUACGAGCGCUUCGUCGCGCGCUUCGCCGCUGAAACCGCCAAGCACAUCGUCGUCGGCCACGGCGCCCGUCCGGGCUCCACCAUGGGCCCCGUCACCACGCCGCGCGGCGUCGAACGCGCUGAGCAGGUCGUUGCGGAUGCCCUGGCGAAGGGCGCGCGGUUGGUGUGCGGUGGGAAGAGGGCGACUGGUCUCGAGGCCGGGUGCGAGAAGGGGUAUUUCUUCGAGCCGACGAUCCUGGCGGAUAUGCCGAAGGAUGCGUUGGUGAGCUGUGAGGAGGUUUUUGCGCCUAUUGCGGCGUUUUAUAAGUUUGAGACCGAGGAGGAGGCGGUGCGCUUGGCGAAUGAUACGCCUAUGGGUCUGGCUAGCUAUGCGUUUACGAAGGAUGUCGAUAGGAUGUGGAGGCUGUUUGAGAAUUUGGAGGCCGGCAUGAUUGGGUUGAAUACUGGCAAUUCUUCGGCGGCGGAGUCUCCGUUUGGCGGCAUGAAGGACUCUGGGUACGGAAAGGAGUCGGGCAAGGAUGUCGCUGUGAAUGAGUACUUGGUUACGAAGACUGGCACUCUUACCCUUGAGGGUGUGUAA